AUGCUGGUCCAAGUCGUUUCCCACCGUUCGCAGGAUUAUGUGAGUGUGUGGAUCCUCGUUCGAGCAACAGCCAUGCUGAUUCAUGUCGUUGCCCACCCUCCGCAGGUCGACGCGCUUAACAACGAUCGUUGUGUAGAGAUACGGUCCAAGUUACCCUCUGUGGCAUCUUGCUCAUCACCCUUGGAGGACAUUGUUCAGGUCAUUUCCGCUGCUGUCAUUAUCUUCGAACACUCUUUUUAUAUUUUCGACAAUCAGCGCCACUACUGGAACUCUGAUCCCUCUUUUUAUGUCGCACUGGAGCAGUACAUCUCAUCUCCGCAUGCAGGUGCUGUCAUGAAAGCUGUGAGCGAUGCCGUUCACGCUUAUGAAAAAGCGGUGGCUACUUCUGGGAAGGAGAAAGAAUCUUCGUGCUCUUCGGCGAAGGCGCAGUUAAUCGACGCUGUUCUUGAAAUCACUCUAAAUCAUCGCCUGUCAAGACCUUAA
This is a messenger RNA of Suillus plorans, 483 nucleotides long. RefSeq lists its product as uncharacterized. Lineage: Eukaryota; Fungi; Basidiomycota; Agaricomycetes; Boletales; Suillaceae. The transcript is spliced from 6 exons. The record is from RefSeq and is a predicted model, not a curated record. The coding region runs from base 1 to 483 and encodes 160 amino acids.